Messenger RNA from Caenorhabditis briggsae, 3705 nucleotides. The record is from RefSeq and is a predicted model, not a curated record. Gene Ontology annotation, molecular function: protein binding. NCBI's taxonomy places the organism in Eukaryota, Metazoa, Nematoda, Chromadorea, Rhabditida, Rhabditidae.
AGAUCCCUUCAGAUUGCCCACCCAAACACCGGAAGUGUUGCUCUAAUCUUGGCAGUUUUAAAUGGCCACAAGCCUAUAGUUGAAGCCAUACUUGAUUACUCUUUGAAUACGAUCAAUAUGCAUGACAACGAGGGACGAACCGCGCUGCAUUACGCGGCCGCUUUAUAUGGGCUCAAUCAAGAUCCGUCUCUAUACUUCAUAUUGUUGGAGAAAGGGGCCAAAGAUAAUCUGCCGGAUUCUGAGGGGUUCACAGCUCAAGAUGUGCGCAAUAAUCCGGGAUUGAUUGAUAUGGAUAGAGCCAGAUACACGAAUGUUUAUCCGGUUCCCCGUGAAACCGAGUGGGAAGUAAGAUUCGCCUCAAAGACUCCACAAGACUUCAUGAAUGACAUCAUCAACGGAGUUCUCGAUAUGACUCAUGUACCAAACAUUCCAGAACAUACUGAACUUAUCAAGACGUUGACCCUUCUUCAGUCUCAAGUUCUCGGUAUUUGGGAUGCAGUGGCAGCUGAAGAUGACCGUAGUCUCAAACAAUUGAUUUGUGAGAGAAGAAUGGGUUUGGUACGAGAUCGAGAUGGACGUACACCCCUUCAUCAUGCCUACAUAAAACGACGGAAUGAGCUCAUCGACUACUUACUCUACAUCUGUCCAGAAUCAGCGGAUAUCAAAGAUAAGCGCGGCAAAACACCAAUCGAGUACAGCCCUGUGAAGCCUCCACAGCUUGUUGAGCCAACGACUACUGUCCCCGAUACUUUGUUGGCAAUUCCUAAUAGAGAACGCAGGCCAUCACGAACCGCUCUGCUGCAUAAGGAAAGAUUCCAUCUGCCGGCUGAAGAGAAGGCGGCGGCCAGAAAGAGAUCGAGGAGUGAGCAUAAUAUGAGAAGUCGUGAUCCGGAUUCACCAGAAGGAUUCGAACCAGAUGUGCUCAGCAGAAUUCAAAAUAGUGAGAUCAGAAACAAAGAUUAUACAGUUUUGGAGCAGCUUCAGAUUGAGGGAAAAGGAGAUCAAAUUUGGAGAGCAACAAAGCACAGCAAUACCCAAUUGUCCCGUCAUGUUCAAGAGUUCCGUCAAAUUCAGAAUCGGCUUAGCAGUGCAAUUGAGGCAAUUGAGCAGAAUGAAGCGAGACGUUUGGAUCAGUUAGUUGACGAAGAUGUGAUGAAAACGAGAGAUCACAGAGGAAUGCGUCUACUUCAUGUUGCCGUUUUGAAAGAGAAACAUGAAAUUGUCGAGAAUUUGGCCAUUCAUUUCUCAAACCAAAUCGAUUUGAAAGAUCCGCUCGGACGGACGGCUCUUCAUUACGCCGCCUGCAACAAUGCCAUUUACGACUCACUCGUCGAUCUAGGAGCACGCAAAGAUUUGCCCGAUCAAGACGGUAUCACUGCAGAAGAGUAUCGUCGGAAUCCAACUCGUCUUGUUCGACCACAGUCGGCUGUUUCUUCAGUAAUGCUUAGAUCGAUGUCAACUGAUGACGAGUUUUUUGAUCCAGGUGAGUCAAUGUUUUGGGGGUGUGGAACGGUUUUCGUUGACGAUAGUUGGAUAAAAAGGGAGGUAGGAAAUCAAGAAUUUAUGAUAUUUGAUAUUAGCCAUUUAUUUCGAGAUUCAUCGAAUUUCUUUCCAUUUUCAGAUGCACCAUCAGAGGAGCAAGUCGAUGAGUGGUUGGCAAUUGGAGAAGUCCUAAAACUGGAACAGAUUGUUCUCGAUGGAAGAGGUCACAUGCUCAAAGAGAAAAACACUGUGAAUGCAGCUAGCAAUGAAUUCUUGUCUGGACUCACACAGUAUCUUACCAAGAUUGAUGCAAUCCAUAAAGCAGUAGAGGAAGGAGACGUGAGAAGAGUCAAGUCUCUGAUUGAUAGGCCACUUCUUUCCACUGCAAGGGAUAACUACGGAAUGACACCAAUCCACAAAGCUCUUCUUCAUGGACAAACCAACACAGUCCGAUUUCUUCUGACCCGUUUUCCGAGCUGUGUGAACGCAACAGACGACGACUUGGUUCUUCGUUUCGUUUUCAAAUCCAAAAAAUUGAUUAAUUUUCCUUCAUUCCAGGCUGGUCGUACUCCUCUUCAUUAUGCUGCAGCUGAUCCGAAUGGUGAACAUAUGAUAAAAGUGCUUCAGAAGAGUGGAGGCGACGCAUUUAUUGAGGAUAAACACGGACAUACUCCAUUCUACUAUCGGACUCAUGGACAACGACUGAAUGUUCGGUCAAUGAAAGAUAAUGCAGUAAUGAAUCAAUUGAUUUCUGGGCAAUUGAGCAGACCAUUGCUACAAGAUUUAGAAGAAGACAUUUAUGAUUGGAUUCAUACUGGAAAUAUUGGAAAAUUAGAAGAACUAGUUUUAACUGGAUAUGCAGAUUUGUUGCUUGGAAGGAAUCAUGAAGUCGACGAUGCAGAUAGUAUUGGAUUCUUGAAUAACCGUAUAUUCCAGGCUAAAAUCCAAUCGAUCCACAAAGCAGUGGAAACUGGAAACCUCCGAGCUGUAAAGCUUCUUACCGAUCGUAAGAAGCUAUCGCUCUGCCGGGAUACUCGUGGACUUUCUCCACUUCAUAAAGCUAUAGUAUUCGAGAGAACUGAUAUUGCAAAGUAUCUGAUCAGAAACUAUCCACAAUCUGUUAAUGCUAUGGACCAGAAAAAGAGAACUCCUCUUCACUAUGCAGCAGCUCUGAAAGACGGCGGAUAUUUGUAUAAAGUGAUGAGAAAAUCUGGAGCUGAUCCCAAUAUUUAUGACUGCAAUGGUCGUCCUGCAAAAUACUACUUGAAACAUGCUGGAGAAAUCGAUUUGGCUGCAAUGAGAUUGGACACACGGGCUGCACUGAAACAAGUUUUACAUAAUAGAGUUGCUCCAAGCUAUCUAGAAUCUUCUAUUCAACAAUGGCUUCGUGAUGGACAGUUGGCAAAGUUGGAGCAACUUGUUUUGUCCGGAUGUGGAGACUUACUACAGAGUCGGACAUCGCCUCACACUGAAACGCAAGCGUUUUUGGACAGAUUGCCAGAGUAUAUGGAAAAAAUCGAUGGAAUUCACAGAGCGAUUAAAGAGGGAAAUUUGGAUGAAGUCAAAGAAUUGAUGAAAACGAAGAAGCUGGCAAUUGCCAGAGAUCGCUACGGGUGUACACCACUUCAUUCUGCUGUUGUUCAUGAGCAUACUGAUAUUGUUCGUUAUAUAGCAGGACACUAUAAUUCCGUUUUGAACGCGCCUGAUUAUAACAAAAGAACAGCAAUGCAUUAUGCAGCUGCUGCACGAGACGGAGGACAUUAUCUGAAAAUUCUUGGAAAGGCUGGCGCAGAUCCGAUGGCAGUGGAUAAUGAGGGACGAACACCAGAUUACUAUCGACGCAAUGCGGUUAUUGACUUGAAAUUGAUCAAGGAUAGAGAAGAAGAUUUUGAAAGAAUCAAUGAAGAAUAUCUGGAAGACGGAGGAAUUGUUGAUUCUGCUCCAGCUACACCAGAUUCGGGAAGUGAAGCAUCAUUCGUGGAUAGUGCACGAUUGUUAGAUGAGGAUGAGGAGAGCAUAGGGCUGCAUAAACUGGAAAAGACAAUGAAAGGAAGAAUUGAAAUGCCGACAUCGGAGAAUGGAGUAUAUCUUGCCAGAACUGUUGCACCUGUUCUGACAAAAGCUUUGGCUGAGGUAUUGCUCCGUCGACCAGCGGAUCCGAUUGGUUUUAUUGCCGAGUGGCUUUCAAAAUACGUUGGAGAAGGACCCCGUCGAAAUGGGAAC